Molecule: messenger RNA, 1824 nt
Organism: Neltuma alba
Lineage: Eukaryota; Viridiplantae; Streptophyta; Magnoliopsida; Fabales; Fabaceae
Product: KH domain-containing protein At3g08620-like
Exons: 7
Coding region: 375-1220 (281 amino acids)
Biological process (GO): regulation of mRNA splicing, via spliceosome
Cellular component (GO): nucleus
Molecular function (GO): mRNA binding
Source: RefSeq, a predicted model, not a curated record
GCUCCACUUUCCACUCCCUGUUCGUCGUCUUCCCUUUUUCCUGCUUUUUAAUUUUUGAUAUUUAUACCUCAUUUGUUGCCACUCGCAACUUAUAAGUUACAACACACACAGCUUGUGGUCAAGCAAGAUAUAAAAACGGAAAAAAUACAGAGAGAGAGACAGGAAAAAAAAAAAGCAAGAAAAAUAAUUAAUGAUUUGCCUCCCUCUCUGUAAAUUUCACAGAUUUCUGUCGACCCCUUUAUUGCUUCUCCUCCUCUGGUUCUUCUUUUCCCUCUGCAGCAACAGCAUCAACCACCACAUCGACUUAACCCCUUCUUUUCGAUUUUCUUAAUUCUUCAAUCUACUGCUAAAGGCUGAACCAACGACAAAAACUCAUGUCUGGUUUGUAUAAUCCGAACUUCUCUCACGCUAGAGCGGCUUCUCCUCAGAUUAGAAGCACCCCGGAUGUGGAUAGUCAGUACUUGCAGGAGUUGCUGGCAGAGCAUCAGAAGCUUGGACCCUUUAUUCAAGUCCUUCCGAUAUGCAGUCGGCUGUUAAAUCAAGAAAUAUUGAGAGUUUCUGGAAUGAUGUCCAACCAAAGUUUUGGUGAUUUUGACAGACUGCGGAAUAGAAGCCCAAGUCCCAUGGCAUCUUCAAAUCUCAUGUCUAACGUCACUGGGUCCGGUAUAGGUGGCUGGAAUCCGCAGGAGGUGAGAUUUUGUGGACCAACUGGAAUGACAAUGGAUUGGCAAGGUGGAGCACCGGCAAGUCCUAGUUCAAUCACUGUCAAGAGGAUAUUGCGAUUGGAAAUUCCUGUAGAUACAUACCCCAAUUUCAACUUUGUUGGAAGACUUCUGGGACCAAGAGGCAACUCUCUGAAACGUGUAGAAGUUAGUACAGGAUGCCGUGUGUAUAUUAGAGGAAAAGGAUCAAUAAAGGAUCCAGACAAGGAAGAGAAAUUAAGAGGAAGACCAGGCUAUGAACAUCUCAAUGAACCGCUGCAUAUUUUGAUCGAGGCUGAUUUGCCUGCAAGUGUAGUUGACUUAAGGCUUAGACAGGCACAGGAAAUUAUUGAAGAAUUGCUCAAACCUGUGGACGAGUCACAAGACUACAUUAAGAGGCAGCAGUUGCGUGAACUAGCUAUGCUGAAUUCAAAUUUCAGAGAAGAGAGUCCUGGUCCAAGUGGUAGUGUAUCUCCAUUCAAUUCCAGUGGAAUGAAGCGUGCAAAAACAGGUCGCUGAGAAACCUUUCUUUCUUACUAUUUGUCUAAACGCUUAUCUCAUCGUGGUCUGGUACAUUUUCAACCAGUGCAGAAGCUACGAAAAGAAUAAGUUAACUCAAUUUUUGCUGGCUAGCAUUCUGGUGGUUUUGGUCCUUUUUGAACAAAGUUGGGAAAAAAAAAAAAAAGAUUAAAACAAGUCAUAUAGCUGAGUAUUGAGAUGAAACUAGGUCUGUUUAGAUCAGUCCUUUAUUUUUUGUUUUUACUCCCCAUAAACCUGAUACAUUCAUUGGAUUUAUUCUUGUGUUUAGAUUUUUACCGUUGAGAAAUGUGGGGAAUACAUGUGAUGGGGAAGGUGCUUAGGGUCUGAAGAGUUUUGUGAGGCAUGUCAAGUUGUUUUAUGAUUUAUAAUAUAUAUAAGGAAGUAUAGGGGUGGAUUCAUUUUAGUUGUUUAUCAUAAGUAAUUGUAUUCUGUUAACAUUGGAGCGAUGCAUGUCAGGUGAUUAGGAAUGUCUUAGAAUGUAACAAAUAUGAUGGAAAACAAAAAAAUGGUUUUCGUUUAUUGUAUGUAUAUAAUUGUUGGCCAAAAGUUUUGAUAUGUAUAUUAAAUUAUGGUUUUACACUAA